Messenger RNA from Varanus komodoensis (Komodo dragon), 760 nucleotides. It is a transcript of the gene CUNH9orf85, whose product is annotated as chromosome unknown C9orf85 homolog. The coding region runs from base 39 to 545 and encodes 168 amino acids. NCBI's taxonomy places the organism in Eukaryota, Metazoa, Chordata, Lepidosauria, Squamata, Varanidae. The transcript has 4 exons. The record is from RefSeq and is a predicted model, not a curated record.
GAAGAGUUUACUUCCGGGCGGGGACCGGCGUGCGGAGGAUGAGCACGCAGCGGGGAAAUGUGUCGCGCACGCGGCCCCAGCGGCACCAGAACGCCCUCGUCUUCCGCAACGACAAGUACGACACGAGCGCCCAGCGUAAGAAAGUUAAUGCAAAGCUCCAUGAAGGGCUAUGUCAACGUUGCAAAGAGGUCUUGGAGUGGCGUGUGAAAUUCAACAAGUACAAACAAUUAACGCAGCCUAAAAAAUGUGUAAAAUGUCUGCAGAAGACUGUGAAAGAUUCAUACCACAUUAUCUGCAAGCCAUGUGCUUGUGAACUAGCAGUAUGUGCAAAGUGUGGAAAGAGAGAAGAAAUUGUGAUUCCGAUCCAGACAAAUCUAGGGAAGACCGAGAACGAGUCUUCCAAAAAUGAUCAAUGGCGGAAUGAAAGAAGGGGUGAGUUUGAGGAUGGCAGUGAGCUUAAUUUAAGUGGCUUGGAGGAGGAUGAUGAUGAAGAUCUGGAUUUACUCAUGAAGCAGGAUAAAACUGAAAGGACAGAACUUCAAUGAUUUCUCCAGAGAAGGUUUUGGUUCAAACUCCAUUUCCAAGCAGAAAACUGAAUUUCCAGAGAAAAGACUGUUGCUUUUUCAUAGUUUUUGGAGCAUAAGCCUCACAGAACUUGAAAUAGUCUGCACAAACUUUAUGAAUAUGUUUUUUUUUUAAUUUCUGAACAAAAUCUACUAGGGAGUUCUGCAGUUGAAUAAACUAUUAUUUGAAAAAACCA